AUGUCCAUAGAUAUUGACUGGGAACGCGCCACCUCUGGCCCAGACGGCGAGCUUCUGGCAGAGCGCAUUCGCUCAUUCAUACAUGACAAAUUUCAGCAGAUAGUUCUGCCCAGAUUCAUUCGCUCAGUGCAAGUUACCUCCUUCAAUUUCGGUACGAUACCUCCAGAGCUUGAAAUCCGCGAUCUCAGCGAUCCGUUCCCGGAUUUCUAUGAGGAUGAUGACGAAAAUUUCUCUGACAGCUCGGAGGAGGGGUCGCCAACGAGGGAGCCGGUUGAUAGAUAUGGGAACAGAGUAGAUUCGUGGCAGGCAAAUUCUCCAGGAGGACCUGGAGGGCAAAUGUAUGAAUCUAACCAACCUUUACGGAUGCCUGCGUGGGAAGAACAUACCGGAAUAUCCCCUCUACGGGGGCCCAUGAAUUUUGGAGAUAUAAACCCGUAUCUAUUUCCCAGAUCAGGGACACCGGGCAUACCUGGGGGUACCUCGAAUCUAGGUUACUACAUGCCGCUGAGUGGACUUUCAAGCUCACAAACACCACUGGGAGCAGUAGCUCGUGGCAACCCGUUUUCGGGCGGAUGGCCAGAUGCUCAUGGAGCAAGACCGUCCCGUCGCAGAUCAGAAGCUGAACCAGACUCUGCGCAAUCUCGACCGUCUACUGCGAAUACUGGGAACACACUGCCAUCGCGCGACUCAAUGAGUAUCAGUGAUCCACACCAUUCCCAUGCUUCGCAAGGAAUGCCAAAUAACCAAGGGCAAGCCCUUGAACCCAACAUCCCACCUACUUCUCCUAACCAUCCCCUCGACGAUACCCCACCCCGGCGAAUGCGCGAACAAAAAGCGGAGGAUUUCCAAGUCUUCUGUAGGACGAAAUAUGCAGGCAAUAUCAGUCUUUCAUUAACCGCGGAGAUCCUCCUUGACUACCCGAUGCCCAGUUUCGUUGGACUACCCUUAAAACUUAACAUUACAGGCCUUACAUUUGACGCCGUAGCUGUCAUUGCGUAUAUUCGAAGACGAAUACACUUCUGCUUUCUUUCACCAGAGGAUGCUGAUACGCUAAUGGGACCGGAAACUGCUGGCGGCGGCGGCGGAGGGGAUACGUCGGAACCAAAUUCUUCACGACGGAAACCUUCUAGUCUGCUGCGUGAAAUCCGAGUGGAAAGCGAAAUAGGCAGAAAGGAGAAUGGAAAGCAGGCUUUGAAGAAUGUUGGGAAGCUGGAGAAGUUCGUGCUUGAGCAAGUGCGCCGGAUUUUCGAGGAGGAAUUUGUAUACCCGAGCUUCUGGACUUUUCUUAUUUGA
Histoplasma capsulatum G186AR is the source of this 1293-nucleotide messenger RNA. Its product is annotated as mitochondrial inheritance component mdm12. The record is from RefSeq and is a predicted model, not a curated record. NCBI's taxonomy places the organism in Eukaryota, Fungi, Ascomycota, Eurotiomycetes, Onygenales, Ajellomycetaceae. The transcript has a single exon. Gene Ontology annotation, cellular component: ERMES complex. Gene Ontology annotation, molecular function: lipid binding. Gene Ontology annotation, biological process: phospholipid transport; mitochondrion organization. The coding region runs from base 1 to 1293 and encodes 430 amino acids.